Messenger RNA from Helianthus annuus (common sunflower), 1098 nucleotides. RefSeq lists its product as uncharacterized. The record is from RefSeq and is a predicted model, not a curated record. The coding region runs from base 1 to 1098 and encodes 365 amino acids. Lineage: Eukaryota; Viridiplantae; Streptophyta; Magnoliopsida; Asterales; Asteraceae. The transcript is spliced from 2 exons.
AUGCUUAACCCAUCAUCUGUAUACGCCGCUAGAGGAACCUCAUGCAAUUUCACCCAAACUGCAGCCUUUUUAAUAUCUUCUUUUUUUAAGAAUGCUUGUAGGGGACCAAGUGUUGAGAAAAAGAGGUUAAGGGGCAAAAGUUUUUGGGCUUGCAAGGCUCCGUCUUCUUGUUGUUGGUCUUGGAGGAAACUGCUUCAGCUUCGUUCUGUUGUGAGAAAUUUUAUUUGGUCCGAGAUUGGUAAUGGUGUUACAACUUCUGCUUGGUUCGAUACUUGGAGCGAGUUAGGCCCUCUUGGGCAGUUUAUUUCUCCUCGGCUCAUUUCGAAUGCGGGGUUUGAUUUGUCGUCUAAAGUUUCGGAUGUCUAUGCUAAUAAUCUAUGGAGAUGGCCAGAUGCGUGGAGGGAUCUUUUCCCGGUGUUAAAUCAGCUAGAUUGCUUGGUUUUAAAUCCGAAUAAGUCUGACAAAUUUAAGUGGCGAUUUGGUGAUCAGAUACAUGACUUUUCUUUGUUUCGUGCUUGGGAUUCGGUGAGGCACCAGGAAGAGCAGGUUAAUUGGUCUAACAUAGUGUGGUUUUCGCAGUGCAUUCCUCGUCAUGCUUUUCUAAUGUGGCUUAUAAUGAGACGGAAGUUGCUUACUCAAGAUAAAAUUUUGAGCUGGGAUUUAUCGCGAAGAAAGAACAUGAACAUGCUAUGUUGUCUUUUAUGUUACGCGAACCACGACUCUCAUGAGCAUCUUUUCUUCGAAUGUGAGUUUUCCUCUCAAGUUUGGGUUAUGGUUCGAAGUAAAGUGGGUAUGGAUAUGGUUCCGGCUAAGUGGAAUGAUAUUGUGCUGUGGUUGCGUGAUCGGGCCAAGUCGAAAUCGGUGAGUGACUAUGUUACAAGACUGUUAGUGGCGGCUAGUGCUUAUUUCAUUUGGCAGGAGCGUAAUGCUAGAUUGUUCAAGAAUCAGAUGCGUCCUCCGGAAGCUGUUCGUGAUCUUAUUACUCAACAAGUGCGAUAUAAACUUAUGGGAGCGAAGCUGAAGGACUGUGUUAAUGUUCGAAGGGUACUCGGGGAAUGGGAUAUAAAGGAUGCCGAUAUGCGUUUUGAUGGCGGCUGA